AUGGACCCUAUCGAUCUCUCUUCAUGGAUGGGCAAACCGCCUCAGGGGCCCAAGCCUGUUGGGAAGCCGACUGAGGAUGUGCUCAGUGACAGUUCGGACUCUGAGAAAAUGCAAAGUGCUUCAUCGGCGCACGACAAUUCCAGCAGUGACGGCGAUAUCCUUCACGACGAAGAAGGAGAUGGACCUCAUGAGGAGAGACGCGUAAAAAACAAACAACCUCGAAAGACAGUCUCUGAGGAGGAGGAGAAGGAGGAGGAAGAUCCAGCUGUCGUACUCGUUCCUCGUCUGCAACAGUCUUUCUACAUCGAUAUUCCGAGGCUGUCAGACGAGCGCAAGCAGGAAUACGCAUCUCUUCCGGGACAUUUCUCAGUACGGAGGAUUGUGUCGAAGAACGAUGAGGAUAGCUAUCUGGUCAAGCUGGACAGCGGCGAAAUGAGUCUUGUUUCUGCCCGUGAACUACACGACCUUGAUAACGGAUCGUCGGCCCUUGAAGACUUCCAAGGCAAACAAAUGUCAAAUCGAGGCAGACGAAGCUCCCACAAGCCAGGGUUCACCGGCAUGGUUGACUGGAGUAAGAUCGAGAUGUCAGAAUCCGAGGACGAGUUGCAGUUGCCAGGCAAACGACGUCGCCACGAGCCUGGGGAAAGCGAAGUAUCUGAGAGCGAAGUGGCAGCUAAAUCAUCUGAGCCAGAUGACGAGGAGGCUUCUGAUGAACCCCAAUUUGAGGGAAGACGGUCUGCCCGACUGACCCGGAAACGGAAGCCAGAUUACUUGCAGCAAGACCUACUUGAGAUCGACAAUGACUCCGAUACGCGACCCCGCCGGAGUGGCAGGCGACCUAUGUCCACGCUGAGACCAACGAGGGGGCUCUUACGAUCACAGAGGGGCACUAGAUCCCGGAACUAUGAAUCUUCGCCUGAGCCCGAGGUUGGCACUCGUCGAUCUGAGAGAACACGGUCCAAACCCCAACACAGCAUGCGAGAGCGACAGGAGGAUGAGAUCUCGAGCUACGAGGAAGAGAAGUCUGGCCCGAAAGUGGUCGGUGCUAAGGAGCACUUUGCUCGAAUCUCUGAACAAGACCCUUUCAGAAAACGCCACCGGCAGGAGUGCGACACCUGCUACUUCAAGGGGGAUGAUAGCAACAAAGGACCUCUCGUCUUUUGUCAGGGGUGUACAAACUCGUAUCACAAGGUAUGCCUUGGGCCUAGAGGCAGUCGAGAUCACCUGGUGACGAAGGUGCGCGAAACCAUGUUUGUCCUACAAUGUAGGCGAUGCAUCGGACUUGCACAUGAUCGAGACAAACGGGCGCCACAUCAUGGCAUCUGUGUCGGCUGCAACGUUUUGGGUGAGCUGUCAAGGCCUCUCCGUAUACGUCUGACGACACGCCAGGAGCAACUGCAGAGAGAAGAAAACGGCGGAAAGGAUCCAAUCACGGUGGUUGAGCCAAAACUGAUCGACAAUGUUACCAACGUACUUUUCAGAUGCGCUCAGUGCUUCCGCGCCUGGCAUAUGCACCAUCUUCCUGCACGAGAGACGGCACACUCAUCUCUAGACGACGAAGAUGAGGAAGGGCUGGAUGAAGUGCAACUUGCGCAGAAGCGCUUCGAACACUACCAUCGAUCCUGGAUCUGCAAGGACUGUAUUGAGCACCAAAGUCAGAUUGACGCUCUAGUGGCCUGGCGCCCCGUGGAUUUAGAGGCCUACGUCCCUGGCACGACAGUUGAUCAGAUGCAAGAACGCGAGAAAGAGUAUCUGGUGAAGUGGAAAGCCCAAUCGUACUUCCGCACUACUUGGAUGCCGGGGGAUUGGGUAUGGGGAAUCGCAGCAGGCGCCAUGCGUCUGGCCUUCUUCAAAAAGCAUGAAAACCAACUACCGAAGAUGACCACGGCAGACGCAUUACCCGAAGAAGUGUUUCGCGUUGAUAUUGUGUUUGAUGUGCGCUACUCGAGUGUGGUCCGCAACAGUACCAAGGAGAUCGACCUCGCUCGGGUCAAGGAAGUGGAUAUGGCGUUUGUGAAGUAUAAGGGGCUCGGCUACGAGGAUGCUAUUUGGGAGAAGCCGCCCCCUUAUACCGAUACCGAACGCUGGAACGACUUCAAAGAAGCAUAUGAAGACUAUGUCAAGAAACUGCACCUCUCAAUCCCCCCACAAACCACAUUGAGACGUCACUUGCAGCACGUCCGCUCACAGGAUUUCGAGUCCACCCUGAUAAAGAAGCAGCAGCCGUCCAUCAUGGCUGGCGGUGAGUUGAUGUUAUAUCAGCUCGAAGGCUUAAACUGGCUCACCUACCAGUGGUUCUCAAACCAAAAUGCGAUUCUUGCCGAUGAAAUGGGCCUGGGGAAAACCAUUCAGCUGGUUGCGUUCUUUGCCGCCAUGGUUCAGGACCAUAAAUGCUGGCCUUUCCUUGUGGUGGUUCCAAACUCGACUUGUCCAAACUGGCGGCGGGAAAUCAAGAAAUGGGCUCCUUCUCUACGAGUUGUUACCUACUACGGUUCCUCUACGGCGAGGAAGCUCACUCACGAUUAUGAACUGUUCUCCAAGUCGAAAGACGCACCUGCCCAUCAGCAGAAGAAAAACCGGUCGGAGGCUAAGGACAUCAAAGCCCAUAUUGUCGUCACGUCUUAUGAAUCCAUCAGUGAAGAGAAGACUCGCCAAAGCUUGAUGAGAGUCCCUUGGCAGGGGCUCGUUGUCGACGAGGGACAGCGGUUGAAAAGCGAUCGAUCUCAGAUCUAUGAAAGUCUGUCCAAGUUCAGAUUCCCGUGUAAAGUCCUGCUGACCGGCACUCCUUUACAAAACAACCCCCGUGAGCUGUUCAAUCUCCUCCAAUUCCUGGACAGGAGUAUGAACGCCGCGGAACUCGAGGCAAAAUAUGCCAAUCUCACGCAAGACAAUGUACCAGAGUUGCACCAGACACUCCGGAAGUUCUUCCUACGGCGCACGAAAGCACAGGUUUUAACGUUCCUGCCGCCCAUGGCCCAAGUCAUCAUUCCCGUGAGCAUGUCGACUCUGCAAAAGAAGGCCUACAAAUCCAUUUUGGCCAGAAAUCCCCAGCUCAUGAAAUCCAUCUUCAGUCAGGACCGGACUGUUGCCGUCAGGGAACGAAUGAAUCUCAACAACAUCCUGAUGCAGUUACGAAAGACCCUAUGCCAUCCCUUUGUCUACAGCCGUGACAUUGAAGAAAGAGGAGUAGAUCCUACCAUGGCGUUCCAGAACCUCGUCCAGGCGUCGGGGAAAUUGCAAUUACUAUCAGUUAUGCUUCCGAAACUCCAGGAAAGAGGCCACCGGGUCCUGAUGUUUAGCCAGUUUCUGGACAAUCUGGAUAUCAUUGAGGACUUCCUGGACGGACUCGGGUUGCAACACCGCCGGCUUGACGGCAGCAUCUCGUCUAUCGAGAAACAAAAGCGAAUCGAUGAGUUCAAUGCGCCGAAUUCGCCGUACUUUGCGUUCUUGAUCUCGACCAGAGCGGGCGGAGUAGGUAUCAAUCUUGCGACCGCUGAUACAGUGAUCAUUUUGGACCCAGACUUCAAUCCCCACCAAGACAUCCAAGCACUGUCACGAGCUCAUCGAAUCGGUCAAAAGAACAAAGUUCUGGUGUUUCAAUUGAUGACACGGAACAGCGCAGAAGAGAAGAUCAUGCAAAUCGGCCGUAAGAAAAUGGCGUUGGAUCAUGUGCUCAUCGAACGAAUGGACAAGGAGGACGAUGCUGGCGAAGACCUCGAGUCGAUCCUGAAGCACGGCGCUCAGGCUCUUUUCGAAGACGACUUAGGAACAGAUGACAUUGUCUACGAUUCUGCUUCAGUAGACCAUUUACUGGACCGCUCACAGGUUGAGAAUACCAAGAUCAGUGAGGAGAAGUCGGCUGAAUCGCAGUUCAGUUUUGCUCGUGUCUGGCAAAACGACAAGGCGUCGUUGGAGGAAGAGAUUUCGGCGCCAACUGGUGCCAAUACCCCCAACCCGGGUAUUUGGGACAAGAUCCUAGCAGAGCGUGAAAGACUGUUUGCUGAAGAGCAAGCCAGGAAAGCCGAGGCGUUUGGCAGGGGAAAAAGAAAGCGACUGAUGGUGGACUAUGGUUUGGAUGAUGGCGAGAAGCCCUUGCGUACCGCCAAAGCCACAGCUGGUCCUGAGGAAAUCGGUCCAGACGAUACCGACUAUCAGGAACCGGCGGAGGAAUCACCAGAUGACGAGAUCAGCAGUGAAGAAGAGUCGGGCGUCCAGCGGAAACGUUCGGUCCAAGUCCGGCCAUUCAAACGAGUGCGAGUUCCGCCCGGACAGGCACCGCAUUUCAAUGGCGAAGCCCAGUUCGAUGCCGGUCCGAUCCUGAGCAUGCCGCCGAUACAUCUCUGCUCAGCUUGCGGAGAACAACAUCCCAUGGGCUGGUGUCGUCUCAAGCUGGCCGGAGUGGAAUACUGCGGACUCUGUGGGCUUGCGCAUCUUGGCCAUGGACGAACUUGCCCGCAUCUCAACGACGAGGUCCAGGUCGCCACACUGCUACAAACACUGAAAGAGAGCACCGAGAGCAGAGACUUGAUCGAACAGGCCACCAAGUAUCUGCGCAUGAUACGUGGAGAUCUGCUCAAUCGCAAGCGUGCUCGAGAACGCAAAGAGCACGAGGGGCUUGCACCGCCACUUGCGGCUCGCCCAAAUCCACCUCGACCCAACCCAUAA
This is a messenger RNA of Capronia epimyces CBS 606.96, 4665 nucleotides long. RefSeq lists its product as uncharacterized. The transcript has 4 exons. Gene Ontology annotation, biological process: chromatin remodeling; negative regulation of transcription by RNA polymerase II. Gene Ontology annotation, molecular function: DNA binding; ATP binding; chromatin binding. Bases 1 to 4665 code for a protein of 1554 amino acids. Gene Ontology annotation, cellular component: nucleus; chromatin. Lineage: Eukaryota; Fungi; Ascomycota; Eurotiomycetes; Chaetothyriales; Herpotrichiellaceae. The record is from RefSeq and is a predicted model, not a curated record.